AACAGCGACAGUCGUCAACAGGCAGCCACACCCGCUGAAUCGAAGUCGUAGUCAAAGUCAAAGUCGAAAUCGAAAUCGAAGUCGAAAUCGAGAUGGAUAUUACAUUUGCCGUGGAGAAUGCACACGAUGAGAAUAUAUUGAGGUUCGAUUUGCCAUUGGAUAAAGAGCUAUAUUUGUCGUUCAUGUUGUCGCUGCUCACGCUCGAGCCGCAUCCCAAUGACAGUCUCAACUGCGAUGAGGAGACUCUGCGCAUGCGUCAGCAGUUAAUCAUGUACAAGGCGGAGGUGGAUGCACUCGAUCGCAAUGCCGACGACUACUACGAAAGGAAGGAAAAACUGAUCUUCAAGAUCUUUUGUGAGUUUCGCGGCCUUGUCUAUGAUCCUGAAACGCUGGAAUGCUGCCAGGAGCCGCCGGAACUCGAGAAUAAUUAAUUAAUUAAU
This is a messenger RNA of Drosophila navojoa, 440 nucleotides long. RefSeq lists its product as uncharacterized. The record is from RefSeq and is a predicted model, not a curated record. Lineage: Eukaryota; Metazoa; Arthropoda; Insecta; Diptera; Drosophilidae.